Molecule: messenger RNA, 2110 nt
Organism: Notodromas monacha
Lineage: Eukaryota; Metazoa; Arthropoda; Ostracoda; Podocopida; Cyprididae
Source: the annotation of a GenBank genome assembly
AGGAAGGAAAGUGGCCUCAGAAUGAGCUUCGCGCCGCCGGACGUGGUAUCGGACCGGAUAUGGGGCAUUGACCCCGCCGCCACCGUGAACGCGUCCCUCGCCUCCCAGCGGCCCCUGGGUCUUCUCCUCCUGUCUCAGCACGUCACGGGCGCCGUGGCGGCCCUGGACUCGGCCGUGGCGUCCCUGGCAACUCUUGUGGGCACCAGCGAACCCAGUCUCCGCCUGCUUCUCGCUCUCCUCGUCGGAUACCCCAUUGCCGUGUUUCAUCGUCUCGCGGUUUCGGGUGCGCCGAGCGUCGUGCAAAAUGCCUUCUUUUUCGGCUGCGGGGUUGUGCUGGGUGUGUUCACCCAGGGGUGGGAUGUGUGUCACGCGCUCGUGUGCAUCCUAGUGCAGUACCUGGUUUUGGUGGCGUGCGGGAAAACGUAUGUUUCGCCGUUAUUCUCGGUGGUGUUCCAGUUGGCGUACCUUCUGUUUGGGUACUGGCAAACUGAGACCGAGGACUACAAUUUCAGCUGGACGCUGUCGCAUUGCGUGCUCACGCUGAGGCUGAUUGGGAUUGCUUUCGACUAUUACGACGGGCAACAGGAUCCAGAAACGUUGUCAAAGGAGCAAAAGUUGAAUGGACUCAGGAGAUGCCCGUCAUUCUUGGAGCUCGGCGGCCACGCCUUGUUUCCGGCUUCGUUCCUGGUCGGGCCUCAGUUUCCGAUGAAGCGUUACAAGUUCCUCAUUCGAGGGGAUUUGAAGAGGAUCCGAGACUCGGAAGGAUACCCGUUGUCGCCUCCUUUGGGAGUGGCCCUCGGACGCCUGGUCCUGGGUCUGUUGUACACGGGGGUUUACGUUGUUGGUUCCGGUUACAUGCCUGUUGACUACGCAGCGAGUGACGACUUGCUGAACCGUCCGCUGUGGCAGCGAUUAUGUUUGCUGGUCGUGUGGGCGAAGGUGAGCGUUGCCAAGUACCUGAGCUGUUGGCUGAUCACGGAAGGUGCUUGUAUUCUAUCCGGACUGUCGUUCAACGGGUUCGAAGAGCAACCCGAUCCCAAGGAUCCCACCAAAACCAUCACGAAAGCCAAAUGGGACGGGUGCAGGAACAUUCACGUCAGCGUUUACGAAACUGCGACGGAGUAUCAACACAUGAUUUUGUGUUUCAACACGAAUACGAAUGCCUGGGUUGCCAAUUACAUCUACAAGCGGAUGAAGUUUUUGAACAAAAAGCACGUCAGUCACAUGGUAGCUAUGGCGUUUCUGGCUGUUUGGCAUGGCUUGAAUUUCAGCUACUACGUUACUUUCUUCAACGAAUACAUCAUCAUCAGUCGGGAACGUGACUUCUAUGAUUUGUUGGACCGAAGUCCCGUGUACAAGUACUGGUUCUCCAAGAAGUGGGUGCGCUAUUCGUUGAAACCGCUGAAAGUGCUGUGGCUGUGGUUUGGUCUUUCCUACGCCGUGAUCCCGUUCUUGCUGCUGUCGACGGACAAGUGGUGGCGAGUCUACACGUCGCUUUACUUCCACAUCCACGUGGUGUUCUUGUCUUACCCCUUCUUGAAGCCCAGUUUGAAGAAGUGGCUUCAAGUCCCCGACGAGCAGGAUUCCAAGAAGAAAGAUUAAUUGACAAGGUUUAUCGUUCCCUGGCCAGUGUUUUUCCUGACCUAGAACUAUGCGUGCAUCGAGAUUUUUUUUCCAGAUUUUUCGGCGUUCUCUGUUUACCAAUUUCGGUACAAUAGUCAUUCAUUCAGCUUUAACGAGUUUGAUGAAUGUCUCAUCUCUCAUGUAGAACUUAUGAUAUUCUUGUCGAAAUGUUCUGCAUUCCGCCCUUGGAAAUUUCGGUGAUAUCCGAUAGAUACGCCUGUUGCAAUAAAAAAAAGAACAUAACCAAGAAAUAAUGUCAGCAAUUCGCUUUUCUCAUGUUUCAAAGCAAUUUUUCCGGACAGUCUGAUGAUGGUCGGUUGUUCUAGUAACGUGUGUGCUUGUGAUUUUUUUUUCUUCGGUGGCUUAUAUGCGAAAUAUUUAUUGAAGAUCUGGUUUGAGUAAUGGCACGUUCCCCUGUUGAGAAUGAGGUAUUUUUUUGUGUGUGAGCUUGAUCCAGGAGACGAAGAAGACCAAUUUUUUUAAUUGC